UUAAUGUCUGUAGAUCACAGCACCGUAUUUGAAGCACGAGUAUGUAGCUCGGAAGAACUAGUGCCAGUAUGGGCAACUCCGCACUCCAACGGAUGACGGACACCCGACUCCCCAUUCCAUGACUCCUCACUACUACUAUAUACAAUAAGUAGUUACCCGCUUAACCCCGCAACCCUUUUUCGUCCUCUCUUUUGUACGUGGGGGGUGGACACCUCAAGGGGGGGUGUUUCCUCGAAAUAUCCUAAAAGAAACCGAAGUGAUCGGAUCUACAGUUGACGAAAUAAAAUCCUUGAACUUACCUGCCUACAGACCCAACAGUUCAUUAAUCCAUCCUUCCACUCCAACCCUCCCAAAGGCAACCAUGGCACCAACCCCCACCAAAACCAUCAUCAUCACUGGCGCCGGCGGCUUCAUCGGCCCCCUCCUCGCCUCCCGGCUACUCUCCGACCCAUCCUACCGGAUAAUCCUCACCGACCUGCGCAACGCCGCCGUACCGCCAGGCGUGGCGUACCCAGAGAACGCGACAGUGCUCGAGGGCGACAUCAGCUCCCCCGAAUUCGUCACCUCGCUCCUCCGCGCCGCCGGCACGCCACUCUCCGCCGUCUUCGUCUUCCACGGCAUCAUGUCGGCCGGGUCCGAGGCGGACUGGGACCUCUCGCUGCGCGUGAACGUCGACAGCGUGCGGGAGCUGGUGCUUGCGCUGCGGAGGGAGUACCCCGCCCCCAGCAAUGGCCCGGUCCGCGUGAUCUACGCAAGCUCCCAAGCGGUAUACGGCCAGCCCCUCCCCGCAUCCGGCAUCGUAACCGACUCCGUGACGCCAACGCCGGAGGGGACGUACGGGUCGCACAAGCUGAUGACGGAGAUCCUGCUCAACGACAUGCACCGUCGUGGUUUCCUGGACGUGUUCAGCCUGCGGUUCCCGACGAUCUCGGUGCGUCCGGGGCGGCCGACGAACGCGGCGUCCUCGUUCCUGUCGGGGAUGAUCCGCGAGCCCAUGCACGGCGAGCCGUGCGUCGUACCCCUGCGCGACCGCAGCUUCCGCUCCUUCCUGUGCUCGCCCGCGACGCUGCUCGAGAACCUCGUGCGCGUGCUGCACAUGCCGAGCGACCGGCUGCCGCGCCAUGUGCGGCACAUCAACUUCCCCGGCGUAUCGGCGUCGAUCCAGGAGCUGCUGGACGCGCUGGCGAAGCACGGGGGCGAGGAUCGGUUGAAGUUUGUUAGCGAGGAGACGGAUCCGAAUCUGGAGAGGAUAUUGAGGAGCUGGGCGCCGGAGAUGGACACGAGUACGUCGCUGAGGCUGGGGCUUGUCAAGGAUGAGAGCCCGGAUGCGCUGGUGAAGCAAUAUGUUGAUUCUUUGAAGUCGUCGUGAUUUUUCUCUUAAGGCUUGUUUACCUAGUAGGUAAGUACCUAUGGAUGGGUAUGGGUGUUACUAGAUAAUAAGUACCUAAGGUAGGUCGGUAGGUAGUUGAUUUUAUAGGCAGGGUUUGCUAGGUACUUAUGCCAAAUCUUCUAAUAGGAUUCCCUCUACAUGCUAGAGAGGUGCGUACGACAAUCAUGU
Hypoxylon fragiforme is the source of this 1558-nucleotide messenger RNA. RefSeq names its product NAD(P)-binding protein. NCBI's taxonomy places the organism in Eukaryota, Fungi, Ascomycota, Sordariomycetes, Xylariales, Hypoxylaceae. Bases 362 to 1369 code for a protein of 335 amino acids. The transcript has 2 exons. The record is from RefSeq and is a predicted model, not a curated record.